This is a messenger RNA of Tupaia belangeri chinensis (Chinese tree shrew), 2383 nucleotides long. RefSeq names its product STT3 oligosaccharyltransferase complex catalytic subunit A (gene STT3A). Gene Ontology annotation, molecular function: dolichyl-diphosphooligosaccharide-protein glycotransferase activity. NCBI's taxonomy places the organism in Eukaryota, Metazoa, Chordata, Mammalia, Scandentia, Tupaiidae. Gene Ontology annotation, cellular component: membrane. The record is from RefSeq and is a predicted model, not a curated record. Gene Ontology annotation, biological process: post-translational protein modification.
CCCGCUCACUCGCGUUUUCUCCCAUGUCAGGAAUGGCAGCUGCCCGCCUCAGCUGAAGGCUUCAUCCCGUGGCCUUGACUCUCCCGGCCGAGUGCCCUCGCCCUGCGUGCCAAGAUGACCAAGCUUGGGUUCCUGCGGCUGUCCUAUGAGAAGCAGGACACCCUCCUGAAGCUGCUCAUCCUGUCCAUGGCGGCCGUGCUGUCCUUCUCCACUCGUCUCUUUGCUGUCCUGAGAUUCGAGAGCGUUAUCCAUGAGUUCGACCCGUACUUUAAUUACCGGACGACUCGGUUCCUGGCCGAGGAGGGCUUUUAUAAAUUCCAUAACUGGUUUGAUGACCGUGCCUGGUACCCUUUGGGACGAAUCAUUGGAGGAACAAUCUACCCAGGCCUGAUGGUCACCUCCGCUGUCAUCUACCACGUGCUGCAUUUCUUCCACAUCACCAUCGACAUCCGGAACGUCUGUGUGUUCCUGGCCCCACUCUUCUCCUCCUUCACCACCAUCGUCACGUACCACCUGACCAAAGAGCUCAAGGAUGCAGGGGCCGGGCUUCUUGCUGCCGCCAUGAUCGCUGUGGUUCCUGGCUACAUAUCCCGGUCUGUGGCCGGCUCCUAUGACAACGAGGGGAUCGCCAUCUUCUGCAUGCUGCUCACCUACUACAUGUGGGUCAAGGCCGUGAAGACGGGCUCCACCUACUGGGCAGCCAAGUGCGCCCUGGCGUACUUCUACAUGGUCUCCUCAUGGGGAGGCUACGUGUUCCUCAUCAACCUGAUCCCGCUGCAUGUCCUGGUGCUGAUGCUCACCGGCCGGUUCUCCCACCGCACCUACGUGGCCUACUGCACCGUGUACUGCCUGGGCACCAUCCUCUCCAUGCAGGUCUCCUUCGUGGGCUUCCAGCCUGUCCUGUCCUCGGAGCACAUGGCAGCCUUCGGCGUCUUCGGUCUCUGCCAGAUCCACGCCUUUGUGGAUUACCUGCGCAGCAAGCUGAGCCCCCAGCAGUUCGAGGUGCUCUUCCGCAGCGUCAUCUCGCUGGUGGGCUUCGGCCUGCUCACCGUGGGCAUGCUGCUCCUGCUGACGGGAAAGAUAUCCCCCUGGACCGGGCGUUUCUACUCACUGCUGGACCCGUCCUACGCCAAGAACAACAUCCCUAUCAUCGCGUCCGUGUCCGAACACCAGCCCACGACCUGGUCCUCGUACUACUUCGACCUGCAGCUCCUCGUCUUCAUGUUCCCAGUGGGCCUGUACUACUGCUUCAGCAACCUGUCUGAUGCCCGGAUCUUCAUCAUCAUGUACGGCGUGACCAGCAUGUACUUCUCCGCCGUGAUGGUGCGCCUGAUGCUGGUGCUGGCUCCUGUCAUGUGCAUCCUGUCGGGCAUCGGAGUCUCGCAGGUGCUGUCCACGUACAUGAAGAACCUGGACAUGAGUCGUCCCGACAAGAAGAGCAAGAAGCAGCAGGACGCCACCUACCCCAUCAAGAACGAGGUGGCGAGUGGCAUGGUGCUAGUCAUGACCUUCUUCCUCAUCACCGCAUCAUCUUCGAUGACUUCCGGGAGGCCUACUACUGGCUUCGUCACAACACUCCCGAGGACGCGAAGGUCAUGUCCUGGUGGGAUUAUGGCUAUCAGAUUACGGCUAUGGCGAACCGGACAAUUCUGGUGGACAACAACACGUGGAACAACACCCACAUUUCUCGAGUAGGGCAGGCAAUGGCGUCCACAGAGGAGAAGGCCUACGAGAUCAUGCGGGAGCUGGACGUCAGCUAUGUGCUUGUCAUCUUCGGAGGCCUCACCGGCUACUCGUCCGACGACAUCAACAAGUUCCUGUGGAUGGUCCGGAUCGGAGGGAGCACAGACACGGGCAGACACAUCAAGGAGAACGACUACUACACACCCACUGGGGAGUUCCGUGUGGACCGGGAGGGCUCCCCGGUGCUGCUCAACUGCCUCAUGUACAAGAUGUGCUACUACCGCUUCGGGCAGGUCUACACCGAGGCCAAGCGUCCGCCAGGCUUUGACCGGGUCCGGAAUGCAGAGAUCGGGAAUAAGGACUUCGAGCUGGAUGUCCUGGAGGAAGCGUACACGACAGAGCACUGGCUGGUCAGGAUAUACAAGGUCAAGGACCUGGAUAACCGAGGCCUGUCGAGGACGUGAACGUGCAGCUCAGGCCUGGUAGGCCCCACACCGAGCAGGCUGUGCUCCACACUGAAGAUGCUGUCUCUGUUAUCUGCAGUUCGCAAUGGCCGGAUGGGAUUAGAAUUGUCUGGAAGUUUUGCCCUGCGCAGUAAGGGCUGGGCCAAGCGGGUGAUUUUUUUACAGUUCUGAGCAGGUUACCAAAUGAAAUGUCAUGGCUUUACUUUAGUCGAUUAAAGGGGGGAUUUUUUAAAAAA